Molecule: messenger RNA, 1179 nt
Organism: Nicrophorus vespilloides
Lineage: Eukaryota; Metazoa; Arthropoda; Insecta; Coleoptera; Silphidae
Gene: Wdr92
Product: WD repeat-containing protein 92
Exons: 5
Coding region: 23-1096 (357 amino acids)
Molecular function (GO): ubiquitin binding
Source: RefSeq, a predicted model, not a curated record
UGUAAUUGAAAUAAAAACUAAAAUGGAUCUUUUAGCUAAGCCCCAAAUAAUCUGUCACGUAGAAAAAGUCCUGGAUUAUACCAUUCACGACGUUAAGUGGAUCCCAUCUUCAGCGAAAUUUGUAACUCUCGGUGGAAAAUCUAAUGGAUCUGGUGUGAUCGAGAUCUACGAACUGCACAGUGAAGGAGUCGAAAAAGUUGGAGAAUUCGGCAAAAAGGAGCACUUCAAGUGCGGAAGCUUCGACGCAUCUAGCCUGAGGAAUAGGCAUCUGGCCACCGGAGACUUUUGCGGGCGUUUGCAAGUCUGGGAUUUGGAGGAUAAUUUAAUUCCAGUGUAUAAAAGCACCAAGCACAAAGGUAUAAUAAAUGCCAUCGACGGUGUGGCUGGCACAAGUAUAGGAUGCGGCGCCCCAGAAAUUGUCACUGGAUCAAAGGAUGGAACUGUUAUGGUGUGGGAUGUCAGGCAAAAAGAUGACCCAGUUGCAACUUUUAGAGCUGCCACCGAUUCGUCGGCAAGAGAUUGUUGGUCCGUUGUUUUUGGCAACUCUUACAAUUCCGAAGAGCGAGUUGUUGCUGCCGGCUACGAUAAUGGAGACAUCAAAAUGUAUGACCUCCGAUCAAUGAAAGUACUGUGGUCUAAAUGCGUUAAGAAUGGAGUCGUUUCUCUGCAAUUUGAUAGGAAGGAUAUACAAAUGAAUAAGUUGGUUGCCACAACUCUUGAAUCAAAAAUUGUUUGCUUCGACGUUAGGACUCAGCAUCCAACAAGGGGAUUCGCUCAACUAUCGGAAAAGGCACACGACUCAACGGUAUGGCAGGUAAAGCAUCUUCCGCAGAACCGGGAGAUUUUCAUGACAACCGGAGGUGCAGGCUCCAUGUGCCUAUGGAAAUAUAUAUAUCCAGACAAAAGAGUCGAUAAAGACGGCGACGGUAUUCCAGUUGGAGUGAUCGGAGAAUUGCAAUUGAUACAGAAUUCUACGCUCUCGGGGCAGCCAAUAACAAGUUUCGAUUGGUGUAAAGAUAAAUUGGGUUUAGCAGUUUGUUCGUCGUUUGACCAAACUGUUAGGGUCCUGAUUACCACUAAACUCAAUUUAAUUUAAAUAACCUUAAGUAAUAAAUAUGUAUACGCAUAAAAUGUUGCCUUGAACUUUCAAAAUUAAAGAUAAACGGGACGUUGUAUAUC